Molecule: messenger RNA, 5745 nt
Organism: Maniola jurtina (meadow brown)
Lineage: Eukaryota; Metazoa; Arthropoda; Insecta; Lepidoptera; Nymphalidae
Gene: Gcy
Product: atrial natriuretic peptide receptor 1
Exons: 20
Coding region: 324-4652 (1442 amino acids)
Biological process (GO): intracellular signal transduction; protein phosphorylation; receptor guanylyl cyclase signaling pathway
Cellular component (GO): membrane
Molecular function (GO): peptide receptor activity; protein kinase activity; guanylate cyclase activity
Source: RefSeq, a predicted model, not a curated record
AGUUAUAACUUUGUCUCGGUAAGGGGUGCACGCGUUGCUCUCCGAUUUCCGCGGGAACCGAUCCGAGUUUUUAUUAAAUAGAAAACUACUGUGAAACAAGAAAAUAUAUAUUACUGAACUGUUUCAAUUGUGUUUAGUGCGAAAUUGUGUUUUUUUCAAAGGUUGCCAGUGAGAUAUUUCGGGAGGAUUUCCAAAAGUUUUCGGAAAAUUUGGAAAAAUGUAUUAACGGAGUUUCGACAAGGCGAUGAUCGUUGUUUGGUAUCUUUUACGGGAUGAAGGAAACAGAAUAAUGAAACCAUAAAAAUGAGAUAAUUAACUAAAAAAUGGUAAAAGAGAUCGUGAAUGCGAUUCUCUCGUCAAACUUUGCCAAGACUGUUCAUCGCAAAGAAAGAUCAUAUGCAAACAAAGCAAACUUCAGAAAGAGACGUGGAAACCGAAUACACAAAGCACAAAAUGAACAAUCUAGUGAAUCUAUGGACAAUGCUCAAGCACACAAGAUUAAAAUACAUCAAAAAAGAAUAGUUCUUAACUUUAAAAGGCCUAUAUUAGUUUCAUUCCUUAUUUUUUACGUAUGUUUAUUUAAUGUGAUAAUUGAGUGUGAUGUUAGUGCUAAUAAUUAUAAUGUGAAAUCAUCUAAAGACACAAUAAGUCAAUAUAAAAUAAACAAUUUAAAUGGAGAUGUCGUGAAAGUAUGGCGACGUAAUUUAGAUAACAAGGUUCUUAACAAAAAUCUUGUCAAGAGCACCACAUCAGCGCAAGAUGCAAAUGAGGAAGAAAAAUCUGAAAAAUACUCUAUGCCUGAUGUACUGGAAUUGAAUAAAUACUACACGUAUCAUAAAAGCAAAGAAAAUAUUACAAAUGAUACGGAGACGGUAAUCGUAGUUAAAGACAUUUAUGAUGACGUCCGGGCAAUAGGCUAUCCGCAUGAUUUAGCACAUAAUCAUUAUUAUGUGAAAAGAACCAAUUUCAAUCUUAGAGCCGAAACUCAUCAAUUUCAUGAAAAAAUAUUAAAACUUGGAGUUUUGCUGCCCGCUGAUCCAUCCGAAGUUUUUUCGUUAUCUAAAGUUUUGCCGAUAGUAGAGAUGGCGAUACCUGCUAUGACAAAACCCGAUGGACCGUUACCUGGAUGGAAAAUUCUUGUAGACUACAGAGAUACAAGAUGUUCAUCUGUAUAUGGACCUCUUGCAGCAUUCGAAUUUUACGUCAAUGGCUCUGCUGAUGCCUUCAUCGGACCGGGCUGUGAAUAUGUAAUAGCUCCCGUGGCAAGAUAUGCUGGACUUUGGCGUAUACCUGUCAUUACCGCUGGUGCUCAGGCUGAGGCUUUUGGCUACAAGCAACCAAGUUACAUGACCUUAACACGAAUGAUGGGAAGCUAUACGCAGGCAGGGGUCGCCAUCAGGAAAAUCUUUGAGGAGUUCAACUGGCGGAAACUCGGGAUGCUCUACCACAACUAUGCCUCUUCCUCCGGUAAAGGCAACAGCGCUUGCUUCAUGACCCUCAGUGCAGUCUUCACAGUGCUCCAGAAGAAGGGAACUGGCAAUAUCCCGAACAUCCCCUUUGACGAAACUUUGUUAACAAGGGCAAAAAUAAAAGAGCUCCUCCAAAAACUUUCUCGUAGCACAAGAAUUGUGGUGGUUUGCGCCAACCCGGGCACCGUGCGGGAGAUAAUGCUAGCUGCAGAUGACCUCAACAUGGUUUCCUCGGGGGAAUACGUGUUCUUCAACAUUGAGUUGUUCUCCAACUUAGCAUCAGCAUCAUCCAAAGAACCUUGGAAAGUGGAAGGCGAUACAGAAGAGCGGAACGAGCGAGCGAGACGGGCGUAUAGUGCCGUUCUCACUGUCACCAGCCCGGCGCCGGAGAAAAAAGAGUAUCUGGAUUUUUCUGAUCGGGUCAAAGAGUUAGCGGAAACUAAAUACAACUACACGUUUGGAAAGGGUGAAGUAGUGUCGACAUUCGUGGCAGCUUUCUACGAUGCGGUGCUCCUCUACGCCCUGGCGUUAAACGAUACUCUGCGGCAGGCGACCAACCCUAAAGGCCAGCUGGAUGGAGCUACGGUCAUAAAGAACAUGUGGAACCGGACUUUUCAAGGCAUCACAGGCGAAGUGAUCAUAAACGGCAAUGGCGACCGCGUGGCGUCGUACUCCCUACUAGACAUGAAUCCCCAUACCAGCAAAUUCGAGGUGGUGGCAACGUACGUCGCAGCCAACUCUUCACUCCAGUUCGUGGAGAACCGCCCUAUCUACUGGGCGGGCGGGCGGACCUCCCCCCCUCCGGAUACCCCCAGAUGUGGCUUUGACGGCUCCCUCUGCCCUGACAACUCUCUGCCCGUGUACGCCAUUUUGAGCAUCGUGCUGAGUUCCGUUGUCGUCAUCCUGGCUACCCUGUCAGUGUUCAUUUACAGGCAUUACAAACUAGAAGCUGAGAUAGCUAUGAUGACCUGGAGAGUGGGCUGGAGCGAUGUGCUGUUGCCUGGUGGACGUCUCCGUGGCAGCAUGCAUUCCUUGGCUCGAAGGUACAGCUCGGGGACGGCAUAUUCCGAUGAAGCUACAUCCCUCGCAGGAGAUCGUCAAGUAUAUGCACCUUGUGGGUUCUAUAAAGGCUGCAGAGUCGCCAUCAAGAAAGUCGAUAAACAGAGGAUAGACCUCACCAGACCCCUCCUUCUAGAACUCAAGAAGAUGAAGGAUUUGGAACAUGAUCACUUGACAAGGUUCUAUGGAGCCUGUGUUGAUCCUCCACAUUGCUGUCUCUUAACGGAGUACUGCCCCAAGGGAUCUCUUCAGGAUAUCCUGGAAAAUGAUACGAUUAAGUUAGAUUGGAUGUUCAAAGUUAGCCUGAUGCAUGAUAUUGUGAAGGGAAUGCAUUAUUUGCAUAGCAGCGAUAUAAAGUCCCACGGGGCGCUGAAGUCUAGCAACUGCGUAGUGGAUUCCCGCUUCGUGCUCAAGAUAACCGACUUUGGCCUCAAUGCUUUGAGGACUUCGGAGAAAGACGCAAGAGCUCAUAGCUAUUGGACUCGUAUGUUGUGGACGGCACCAGAGCUUCUACGCAUGGCGGAACCACCCCAUGAAGGGACUCAGAAGGGCGACGUAUACUCCUUCGGCAUCGUCAUGCACGAGAUCGUCAAUAGGCAGGGUGCUUUCUGGCUUGGACCUGGGAUUGAGCUAUCGCCAAAAGAAAUCAUAGACGCAGUGAUCGGCAGCUGCUUACGUCCAAACACCACCUACAACCGAUCCUGCGAAGCUGAUGACGCGGCAGAGCUGAUGCGGCGAUGCUGGGCCGAGGAUCCAACUGAAAGACCUGACUUCGGACAUCUCAAAGGCGCUAUACGCCGCCUCAAUAAAACUCAAGAAAGUAGCAAUAUAUUAGAUAACCUGCUUUCCCGUAUGGAGCAAUAUGCUAAUAAUUUAGAGUCAUUAGUUAGUGAACGCACUCAGGAUUACCUAGAGGAAAAGAAGAAGUGUGAGGAAUUAUUGUAUCAACUAUUACCAAAGUCUGUAGCAUCUCAACUAAUAAACGGUCAGUCAGUAGUGGCCGAAACGUUUGAAUCAGUCACCAUCUAUUUCUCUGAUAUCGUUGGAUUCACUGCUCUCUCUGCGACCUCCACUCCGAUGCAAGUGGUCGAUUUACUCAACGAUUUGUAUACUUGCUUCGAUUCUAUUGUUGAAAACUACGAUGUUUACAAGGUGGAAACAAUAGGCGACGCAUACAUGGUAGUCUCAGGCUUACCAGAGCGCAAUGGCACACGGCACGCUUGUGAAGUGGCACGCAUGGCACUGGCACUGUUGGAUGCGGUACGUCGGUUCAAGAUCAGACACAGGCCGCAUGAUCAGCUGAAGCUACGGAUUGGGUUACAUUCAGGCCCCUGUGUGGCUGGAGUGGUCGGGCUGAAAAUGCCGCGGUACUGUCUGUUUGGGGACACAGUCAACACAGCUUCCAGAAUGGAAUCCAAUGGAGAAGCUCUGAAGAUCCACGUUUCUCCAACGACGAAGGCUUUGCUGGAAAGCUUCGGAACAUUCCGGCUUGAAUGUCGAGGGGAAGUUGCAAUGAAGGGCAAAGGAGUUCUAGUCACGUAUUGGUUAUUAGGGGAAAUAAUAGACCCAAAUGCGCCUAAAGAGAAAGCUCCACUAGUAAAAUUACAGAGUCAGUCAAAAGACAGCGGUUCGUUAUCACACCUAACCCCGUUCAGACAACGAAUGGAUCAUGGAUCACGAUCAUCCAGCAGACGUGGAUCAGGAGUGUUGUUACAAAGACAACCUGAUGUAACGAAAUUGGACAAAGAAAUCCAACCUAUGUUGCAACACAUUAAGAUGCAAAGGCAACACUCAGAUCCAACAGAGCCUGUGACAAACGGAAUAAUAGACAGCGAAGAAUUUGACAAAGUCAGCCUUUCCAACUCUAUAUCCUUAAACGUUAACUCUCUGAACCAUAACAAUGUGAUCCAGUCCGGGCAACCCAAAGUCAAACUUAAGGAUUGCCAGAUGAACUCCAUAGGGAAUCACAAAGCGAAUAAGAUGGGUAAUAAUAAUUGGAUACCUAAGUUACCGACGGCAAGUUCCUUUGACAACGGCUCUAGGAAAGUAAGUGAGUGUCUCAAAGACUAUUGUAGUGUACCCUUAUUGUCUAAAGCUGAUAAACCAAAUGAUUCAAAUGUUUAAAUUAUUAGAUGGAAUGUGUACUCAGUGAAAACAUCUAAGUUUUGCUAGCUGGUCUUCAAGUAGUUUUAUCUUCAUGCGAAUGUGUAGAUGUAACGUCGAGCAAUAUUUCUAUUAGUACUUAUCCGCUGGAACUUGUGAUCAAUCUAUCUGUAAUCUGUCGAUACGUACGUCACUUAGCAACGUUGUUAUUUGUCGAAGAUUGUCUGGUGUUAAGUAUCUUAUCCAUGGAUUGUACAUAGUAUGACCUUUUCUGACAAAUAUCAAUGUUGCUAAGUAACUUAUCGACAGAUUCCAGGUUGAUUUUAUAAUUUCGACUGUUUAUGAAGCUCGAAGUCUAGUAUGUACCGGAGCACAGAGAAGUCGUAAAAAAGUAGAAAUUUAUCGCCGAACAGAUAUCUUGCGAAACAUCAGUGUAGUAGUUUGCGUUGUUGAUUUGAAUAGAUAUUUAUUUGCUUAAUUAGCGUUUCAAUUUAAAUUACGUUGCAUUGAAUGCUAGAAGCGUAUUUAUUGAGUAUUGUUUGUAUGAAUGAGUAACUAGCUGAAAUCGUCAUUACGCGGCUGUCCUGUGUAAAGAACAGCAGAUACCAUUUCUAUCAGUAUAUUUAGAAUUCUGUGUAUCUGGGGGAGCCAGCUUUCAGCAAACAAUACUCUACAAACAGCUUGCAGUAGCAUAAUAAUAGUUAUAAUGUGUAAUAGUAUGUCUAGGUAAAUAACUUAUUCUUCUAAACCUGACUUUUGAUGAAAAUAAGAAUUGAAAAGGGGCUAUUUACACAUAAAAUUAGAAUAUUUUUCAUCUGGCCUAUUUAACUUUUUACAAGCUCUUUGGUUUUUUUUUUGAUAAGCAGUUUUAUGAUUCUCACCUUCCUUUUGUAAUAUACACCAGAAAUAGCUUUCGAGGAUAUUGAAAAAAAUACUUAAUUAAGUAAUGUUGCUAAAUGUUGUAUUUGAAGAUAAGUAGUAUUGAGCUCACUAUUAUAGUUAUUAUUUUUCUCGUUGUAUUAAUCAUAGUACAAUUCUUACAAAAUAAUAUGAUAUCCAUACUAAUAUUAUAAAAUCGAAAGUGUGUCUGUCUGUCUAUCUGCUACCUUUUCAC